AUGCUAAAGCAAGAACAUGCUGUUUUGGCAGGAGAGAUCGCUCGAGUUGAGAUUGAAGAUCCCUACUUAAAGGUUAUUGAAGAAGAAAAAGCUGCUGAGGCCAAACGAAAGAGAACUCAAAGAGAAGUCGACGAGGAAUGCUGUCCUGUGGUUUUACACCCUGAUCUCCGUGAAGAAACUGCGGAGGCAAUCAUAGAAACCUUUAAAGAUGCUAAAUAUGAAAUACUACAAGAUGCAGUCAUCAAAUUAGACAUCGAUAUGGCAAGUGAACUUCUUGCGGAUGAAAUCGAUGAACCUGAUUACGCAUCGCGUAUCAACAAAUUGAUGAGGGAUCCUCUGCGCGUCCUCAUUGUGGCAAGAGGUUCCGAAGGCGUUUUCAAUGAGAUUGCCAAAUUUAUUGGCCCAAAAAGCAGCGAAGGCCCCUUAGAAGACGAAAACUUUAAGAGGGCGAUAAAAAUGCUCUAUCCAGAAUUCACCCCACGGCGAGUAAUUGUCUACGUCCCAGAUACUGAGGAGAUAAGACCCAGUGUUCAUCCCAUGGAAGAAAAAAAGGACUCUCUCAUGGAUGAUGAGAUCAGUGAGGGUUCUUCCGGAGUGCCUGAAUACCAGGGUCCACCCCGAGUUAUCGUGCUGGUCAAACCACCAGCUUACGGAAGCUAUCGCCACGCAGUUAUCACUGACUUGGAAGCAAACGGCUUCAAAGUCCUCUCCACCAAGGACUACACCUUCACUGAGGAAGAAGCUCGCGAGCACUACGCUGAUUUGGCUUCUCUCACUCUCUUUGAAGGUCUUAUCUCUGUUAUGACUUCUGGACCGUCAUUUAUUAUAAUGGCUUGCAAAGCUGACGGGCCCAGGGCGUUGAAGGACAUUUUAGGUCCCGAGUCUUACGCCCAAGCCUUGAAGGACAGUCCAGAUUCUCUUCGAGGAAAGUACUCGUCCUUCCCGGAGAUUCCGAAAGAGGACGAUCUCACAUGGAUUGAUGGCACCAUCGCCGAACCGCAGGCUCAGAAUACGGUUAUUCGCUUUUUCCCCGUAGAAGAAACUUUUGCUUUGCUUAAACCCGAUAGCCAACCAGCUUGGGACGAAAUUUUGGACGACAUCAAACGAGCAAGUUUUAAAAUCGCCGCCAAAAAGGAGGUUCAACUCCUGCCUGAAGACGUUCGUGUCAUCUACGAGAGGGAGGUGGAUAAACCUUACUUUGACGACCUAGUUCGCCAUAUGACAUCUGGACCAUCGCUGGCGUUGGUCUUGAAGGCCCAAGACGCUGUCAAGAAGUGGGCGAAAUUAAUUGGACCCACGGAUCCUGAUGUCGCAGUUGACAGCUAUCCUCCAGAUCUUCGAGCCACGUAUGGCAGGAACAUCCGCGACAACGCUGUGCAUGGAAGUUCCAGUGUGGAAGAAGCUAAAAAGAGCAUUCGACUGAUAUUCUCUAGUGGUUCGCACGACAGCGACGGCAGCUGUUUCAUUGAAGAAGAAGAUGAAGAUGACGAGUAUGACUACGAUGAUGAUGACUUCUGCAAUGAAGAGCAACGGGAGGAUGAAAAUGAGGAGGAAUAUGAAGAGCGAAUGUCCCGUUGUGAAAAGCGUCGAAGAUGUCAUGAAAAGCGUCGAGCUAGAUCGACUCUAGAAGAGACAGAGGAAGAAGAGGAGGAAGAGGAAGAGAACGCAGAAGAGGAGGAAGAGAGACAAAUUUAUGAGAAGGAAGAGGAGAAGACUGAGAAAGAACACGAAAAAGUGGUAGAGAAAUCAAAAGGGAAGAAAAAAGGAAAGUCUGAGGGCUCGCACAGCAAAAGUGGGAAGUCAAAAACAGUAUCAGUUGAAGAAACUCAACCCCCCACAACAAUUGAGGAGGUUAAAGAAGACACUGACAUGAGAGCUACUGUUGAGGACGAUGGGACCACAAUUACAUCACCACCUCCCCAAGAACUUCAGGAGACGACGGAGGCGACUGAGGAGGCAAAUGUCGAGGAGGCGAAUCCCAACAAUCAAACUCGACCGAGGUGGAGGGUGAAGAAACUGCUUCCCAGUUCAGUGGACACGUCCUGGGGAGUGGCUCACAGACUGGCGCACAUUGGAUGCUAUUCCUCUAAAGCUGCUCCACCGGGGCGCCUUCCUCGCUCCUUGUGGCCAUGA
Messenger RNA from Echinococcus granulosus, 2133 nucleotides. RefSeq names its product Thioredoxin domain-containing protein 3. Gene Ontology annotation, molecular function: nucleoside diphosphate kinase activity. The transcript has 10 exons. The record is from RefSeq and is a predicted model, not a curated record. Gene Ontology annotation, biological process: CTP biosynthetic process; UTP biosynthetic process; GTP biosynthetic process. Lineage: Eukaryota; Metazoa; Platyhelminthes; Cestoda; Cyclophyllidea; Taeniidae. Bases 1 to 2133 code for a protein of 710 amino acids.